Molecule: messenger RNA, 1848 nt
Organism: Dracunculus medinensis (Guinea worm)
Lineage: Eukaryota; Metazoa; Nematoda; Chromadorea; Rhabditida; Dracunculidae
Source: the annotation of a GenBank genome assembly
AUGGAAUACACUGUGAAGGAUUCGGAUACUUUAGCAAGGAUAGCAGCGUUUCACGAUUGUACAAUUAGUGAACUAAUGAAAUUGAAUAAAUUGGGCAGCCGUAUGAUAUUUCCUGGUCAGAAGCUUCUUGUUCCUUCAUUCACUGAAAAAUAUGAAGUAUCAUUAGGAAAUCACGUCGAUUCUGCUUCACCGUUAGCCGAACUGGAGUCGUUAAAUAUACAGUCAGGUGCUGCAUCAGAAAAUGCCACUGUCUCUACUUUAAACACCAAUGAUGACGAUGGAAUCCGUAAAGGACCAGGCAUAGCAAUUUUAAAAACUCCAACAAUGGAUAAUGAUGUCGCUCAAAUACAUAAAAGUCCAAAAAAUACUGUUAAAGAUGCUUCACUCGAUGAAGACGUCGACACGGAUUGCUUGAGAAGAUUUUUGAAGAUAAAAGUCAAAAAAAUCAAUGAAAAAACUGGGACAGUAAGUGGCACUCUUCUGGUGACACCAAAUGCUUUAAUGUUUGAUCCUGAUGUUAAUCAUCCUCUUGUUAUUGAAAAUGGACAGGAAAUCUAUAUAAUGAUGGCAAGGAUGGAAGAUAUUGCUUGUAUAGCAUUGUAUAAAGAGAGGCACGAGACGGUUGGCAAAGAUACUUAUACCAAUUCUGCAGUUUCAAGUUGUGGUAAUUUAGCUGCGCCCUUGGACGAUGAAAGUGGGUCAAGACAGAUCAAAGACUCUACAGCAGGAUUUGAAUUUGCUGAUUCAUCCAACGGUUCAUUAGAUUCAUAUGGCUCGUAUUUGGCUAAACUUGAAAACGAGCCUAUCAAUAACUUGGACUCCGGCGAAAUUCCAGUCAACCAGAUUUUGAGUCGAGCCAAUGAACUUCAAUUUUCACCCUUUGUAAAUAAUGAUUUGGACAAAGGGCGAUCGGCUUCACUUCAUGGAAAAUCAGAAGAUGCUCACGCAAAUAGUAUUCGUGGAACAGUGGCAUCGAGUGCGGAACGAAUGACUCAAACUGCGGUCAGCGGUACGAUGACCGUUGCCCACGGCGUAGCUUCUCAUACUAAAUCUGCUGCCGGUUCUUUACAAACGGGUAUUCAAGCAAGCGCCAAAUUGGCAGCAACUCAUGCAAAGGUUGCUGUUGACGUAGUGGCAUCCAUGCCGCAAGGCAUUGCUAUGAUAGGUAGUGAAUUGUUCAGUGAUGGUCAACAAACAUCGCAACAACUUAAACAGAUGAACGAAAAAGCCACAGAAUCGCUUCGAUGUCAACAAAACUUGGCAACAUUGAAAACACUGCAAGAAAAAACAAUUUUAGCCAGAGAAAAAGCAAAAAAAGAGAGAGGAAUCCUAUUUUCUUGUGCUACCUCGUUGGGCGAUGAGCCUGAUUUAUUUCGACAUGUUGAUGAAUUGUUAGGAAAUCGUUCCGCUGAUAUGCCUUGUUACAUGACUGUGCGGUUGAAAUAUGCGUUGAAUUUUGAACAAAGAAAUAUCGGAGGAGUUAGUUGUGGUGUGAGGGAAUUAUUUGAUUUUCGUGAAUACGAUGCAAAUUUCGAAGAGAUAUUAAUUGAAGUAAGAUUUCCGGUUCCAGGUGAGGAUAAUUUUUUGGUGAUUAGUCAAGAAGAUCGCUUCUGGUUUGCCAUUCCAAGUCGUCAUGUCGAUUCACUCUAUUAUUUCCUUUUGCAGUGGGCUCCUGAGAGAAACAGUUUGGAGAAUAUGGUACCAUCUCAUGGAAAAGAUUCUAAUUAUGUAGGAAAUAAUCACUCAUUUGUUGAUUUCAACGGCACUGAAUUUCUUGUGCUUAAUUCAAAUACUGAUGAUAAAUUAGCAGGAAUAUUCAUUGCUCGUAUAAGCGCUUAUAAAUAUUAA